This is a messenger RNA of Rhipicephalus sanguineus (brown dog tick), 1017 nucleotides long. RefSeq lists its product as uncharacterized. NCBI's taxonomy places the organism in Eukaryota, Metazoa, Arthropoda, Arachnida, Ixodida, Ixodidae. The record is from RefSeq and is a predicted model, not a curated record. The transcript is spliced from 6 exons. Bases 30 to 1013 code for a protein of 327 amino acids.
GUUGUCUUCAACUUGCCAAAGUGCAGGGCAUGGCGGGAUACCAGCUGCUGCUUAGGUGGUUGCUCCUGGGAGCUGCCGCCUGUCCCUCGGGCGCUCUGAUUGGGCCGGGAGAGGAGAAGACGACGGCCAUAUUCCUCACCAGCAGUGGAGGAGGACCCGUCGUUGCCAGUUCCAGCAAAAAGCCCGCUACAAUAGCGGGGCGUAUCACUACUAGAGGCCCGCGUCUAGGUGGACGCCCUCGUCCGGCUGAUGCGAACAGCGGUUUCGCGAGCUGCAAGUCGCGUCGGGGUGCCGUGCCGGACAUGGAGCCGCUCGAGGUGCUCUCCAGCCUGAGCAGCCCCGUGCAGUGCCUGGCCGCGUGCCUGCUCAAGUCUCCGCGAUGCAAGGGGUUCGCCUUCGGCAACCGCAGUUGCGAUCUGCUGCAGCGCUCCCCGUGCGACUCGCGGAGGCCCAUGCGCGACGCGCCGGGAUUCGCGCACUACGACGUGCUCACACGAGACCAACUGCUGCUCACCAAGGGAGAGUCACAAAACUGUCCACCCGUCACUACCAGCAGCGAUGCCAGCACGACACAGCCAACCGUCCCACCCUUCGUUACUCCUGCCGAGGACAGGAGACGAAAAACGGCGUUCGUGUUCCGAGCCGGCCCUACGACGUUCGACGCGGCGCAGCGUGCUUGCUUGGCCGAAGGCCUGGCCAUGGCCAUGCCAGUCAGUUCCCAGGACCACAAAGACCUGGUGGAGCUGAUGCGACAAAACAGGGCGCCCAGGCUGUGGAUCGGCGUGCAGAGGAGCGCGAAAGGCAACACGACGUUCAUGAACGGUGAACAAGUCCCGGAGUCCAGCCGACGAUGGGGAAAAGGACAGCCAAACAACAGUGGCGGGACGCAGAUCUGCGUGGAGAUGAUCGAGUCGUUGGCUCACCUCUGGAACGAUUACGACUGCGAGAACAGAGCCGCCUACGCGUGCCAGCAGCCCAGCGGCGCGCCGCAGUCCUCCAAUGGACCGACAUGAGCGA